This is a messenger RNA of Phymastichus coffea, 1761 nucleotides long. RefSeq names its product LIM/homeobox protein Lhx9-like. The transcript is spliced from 5 exons. NCBI's taxonomy places the organism in Eukaryota, Metazoa, Arthropoda, Insecta, Hymenoptera, Eulophidae. The record is from RefSeq and is a predicted model, not a curated record. Bases 699 to 1664 code for a protein of 321 amino acids.
CUCGCUCGGCCGCCGUCGCUGCGAGCGCACCGUACCGACGUAGUGUGUGUGUGUGUGUGUAUAUAUAUAUAUAUACAGCUCGUCUCGCGCAGCCACCUAACCGCAACCUUUCUUGUUUCGUUUGGUUUCUCGGUUCUCGUUUCUCUUGCGUCGCCGCGUGCACAAGAGAAAGAAAGAGAGAGCGCGAGCACAGUGCGCGACCGUCAGUGUGCAUCGUUGCGCAAGCCGCAGUGUGAAUAAUUCGUUCAAGUGAAAGUCCGUCGUGCGGAGCAACAACAGGCAGUAGCAGCAGCAGUGGCAGCAGCGGCAGCAGCGGAGCCUGCUCUACCGAACGAGGAUGGCGAUGCAGAAUGCGAUUAGCGAACUUUGGUGCGCGCUGGCUUAGCUUGGCCGAGCGAAGAGCGGAGUAGAGCGAAGUAGUCUGUUAAAUCGAUAGGCCGCCAGCACGGAUCAAAGCUGCAGAUGGAUAGCAAAUAGAAGAGAAAGCAAGCGGUGCAGCAGAGCGUGGAAGUGAGGACCGGCAGCGGCGGCGGCGGCGGCGGCGGCGGCGGCGGAGGCGGCGGAGGCGGCGGCGGAGGCGGCGGUCAGCUGACCCGGGGCCCGCGGAGCCAGUUGUCGACCACUAGAGAAGCGGUGGGCUGCCCCGGGCGGGCCGCCCCCAGCCACCGGCCAAGCUGGCGAGCGCCCUAGCCGCGGGCAUGAACCCCUACCCCCACCACCCGUCGCUGGCGGGCAGCCCGCACCACGCGCCCCCCGGCGCCGAGGCCCACCACACGGGCUUCGCCGCGGCCGGCGGCGGGGGCGGCGGCGGCGGCUCCUCGGCCGGCAGCGCCAGCGGCACGGCCACCACGCCCGACCCCAGUCCGCACUCGCCGGCCUAUGGCCAGGGCCCGCAGGAGGGCGCCGCGGGCGUCGGUGGACAAGGCCCGGCCGGGGCCUACGCGAGCCAGGGCCUGCCGAGCAACGGCCACCACCACGCCAUGAUGCAGCAGCAGCAGCAACAACAACAGCAACAGCAGCAGCAGCAACAGCAGCAGCAGCAGCAGGAGCAGCAGCAGCACCACAGGCCCUACCAGCACCCGCACCUGCCCGGCCACUUGGCUGGCUACCCGCCCGUCAACCACAACAACAACUGCACGCUCAAGCAAGAGGGCGGAGGAGUGGGAAUGGCGACGAGCAUCCAACAGUGCGCGGGCUGUGGCAACAGGAUAAUGGACAGAUGGCUGUUGUUCGCCUUGGACCGCUACUGGCACAACCACUGUCUCAAGUGCACGACGUGCAACGUCGCCAUAGCGGACAGUUCGACGACGUGCUACAGUCGAAACGGCAUGAUCCUGUGCAAAGGCGACUACAUGAGGCUGUUCGGGACAUCGGGUUCGUGCGCAGCUUGCGGCCACCAGAUCCCGCCGUCGGAGAUGGUCACGAGGGCGGGCAACGGCAUCUUCCACACCAAGUGCUUCGCAUGCACUAAGUGCGGCACGCAGCUCAUGCAAGGCGACAGAUACUACCUGUUGCAAGGUGGAGCAGUGUGCGAGUCGGACUUUAACAAGAUGGUUAAAUCGGCGAAUUUGGCGACGGCGGCAGCGGCAGCGGCAGCGGCGGGCAACGGCGGCAUGCCCACGCGGAAAGGCAAGGUCGGCCGACCCAGGCGGUCGCGUGAAUGAAACGGCAACCCGGUCGGCCGCCCGAAGAAGGUGGUCGCGCCCGUGGCACCUCCCGUAGUCGUGCAAGCGGCCAGCGCGCCGCAGCUCGAGCUCGCGG